AUGCCCCAGUCCGACAAGGGGUGGUCUUGCGCAAAGCUUACUGAUGAGCGGGCGUCGCCAGUGUUGGAGCAGAUGAAGGCCGACUUCAAGCCGGGCAACGCGAGGGCGGCCAAAGUGACAGGGGCCUUGCUCUUGAGGGAAUUCUUGACGCUGUGCGUUGCUCCACUUCAGGCGCGUGCGCGCCCCUUGUGGAGGCUUGGAGAUGAAGAGGACAAGAUUUGCCUGAGCCCGGAGGCCUUGCCUGACGAUGAGCUGUCCGCAGUUUUGCGCCUCUUGGUCGGAGACAACCAAGAGUACCCGCCGAGCGCCUUCGUUCCCCUGUUCCGCCACAGUGACUGGGAGCAGAUCGUGGCUUCCAGGCCGACUUUUGACAGUCGCGAACUGGUGCCGCCGGCGCCUACCGGGGCCCCUGCGGCACCGAAGCCGGUGGAGCUGUCUUCUGACGAGUCCCACGGUGAGGAAGAGGGGGAGGAGGAAGACUCGGGGGUGACCCCCGAAGGGAUGGGGGAGACCGCCCCCUUGAGCAAAGCUGACAUCCUCCGCGCCCUACCAGACGAUGCCGAGGUCGACACCUGCCAGAAGGAAGGGGAGCUUCCCGUCAUCCCGACAAAGGCUCCCGGAGCCUGCGCGCCCAUACCUCAGGCCUCAAGGCUCUCGGGCUUCAAGCUCCCCAAGUGUAAGGUGGACUACGCCGUGGUGGACCAGCCGCUGCCUUCGGUGAAGAAGAGGAAGGAGGAUGCUGCGGCCGCGCCCCCUUCCGUGAGGAAAGGAGGCGACAGCACUCGCACCUCCCCGGCCCGGUCGCCCUCGCGAGACCAGGGGGAGUGUCGUCACGAGGAGUCAGCCCCCGAGGCCCCGCUGGCUCCGGAAGUGCCGAUGUCCGGUUCAGCCGCCGAGAUCCCAAAGGCUCAGGAGCCCUUGGUCUCCCAGGCCCUGGUGACAGCGUCGCCUCCUUCUCCUGCCGCGCCAUUGUUCCCAGGUUCUUCUGCCUCCUCUGCUGUCUUGGAGCGUGCCCUUUCAGAGAUGACCCAGCCGCGGGAAGAUCUCCUAGGCGCGGAUCCGCGCCUGGUAGCCGGGCGCCUGGAGCUGGCCUCCAGCUGGCUUCAGUCUGACGCAGCGGUCCGAGCGACGCUGAGCCAGGCUGUGACGGCCUCCGAGAAGGAGAAGCGAUCCGCCGCACAAGCUGCGGUCGAUCGCGAGGCGGCGCUGAAGGACGCCGAGGCCGCCCAUGACCGCUGCCGGGCGCUGGAGGACGAGCUGAAGGGUCUGCGUGAUGAGCACGCAGAAGAAGCUCGUGGCCGCCGGGCGAAGGAGGAGGAGAUGAGGGCCCGGGAGGACGCCAUCAAGAACCGUGACGCUGAGCUGGGGGAGUUGGCAAAGUCGCAGGCCGCUGAACACGGUCGGCUGGAGGAGCUGGAGCGGAAGGUGGAGGUGGCGAAGGUCGAUCUUGACGCCAAGGCGAAGAUCCUGCCUGAGGACCACACGGCCUUCAUGCUUCUCGAGAAGAGGUCCCGCGUGGCUCUAAAGUCGCUCUAUGAAAAGGGCUUGGAGAGAUCCGGCUUUCAGGGCAAGUGGGUGGCCUCCUCCGUCACGGAGAAGGACGUCAAGGAGCUUCGGGAGGCGGGGUACCUGGCUGUGGACGUCGCGCACAGGCUUCCUGCCAAAAAGCAAGUCAUCCCCACUCCAGAGCCCGGCGAAAGAGUUGUGUUUAUCCCCCACUUCCUCCGCGGACUAGGGUUUCCACUCCACCUCUUUGUCCGCGCGGCGACCGCCCAGGCCGCUGAAGUGUCCAAACUCCCGUGGAAGCUGAAGCUGGCCGAUGAUGAUAUCGUCCGCAUUAACAAGCGGUUCGAUGAGGCGCAAGGUAGUGCGGCCGAGGUCGAGACCCUAAAGAGCACCCUCGCCCAAGCCAAGGAGCAGGCACGAGUGAGCAAAGUAGCCGCUGAUAAAGCGGCUGUGGAUUUGAAGGCCGAGCAGGUCACCCGCCGCCAGUAUGAGGAGCGGGUGACUGAAGUGGAGCAAGAGCUCAAGGACGCCGCCGGCAAGUGCGAGGCCUUGGAGGAGAAGAAUAAGGCCCAAGCGGUCGAUCUCGCCAAGGCUCUCCAGGAGGCCAAGGAGGCGCGGACCGAGUCUCGGGCGGCUCGCGAGGAGAUCAAGCAGGCUCAACAGAUAGUGGCUGGUAAGCCCUUUCUUUUGCAGAGUAAAUUUGGUAGUCAGAAAUAUGCCUUGCUCACUCGACUAUGGAGUUCUCCAGACGCCUUUGCGGAUCUUCCAAAGAACGCUGCCGACGCCGCGCAGUUUUCCGAGCCCAAGAGGGGAACACGACGGAGAAGCUCUUCUGGUCACAGUACCUGGCGCCAGAGCGUCCAGCACUGUAGAACAACCAGAUGA
This is a messenger RNA of Aegilops tauschii subsp. strangulata, 2391 nucleotides long. NCBI's taxonomy places the organism in Eukaryota, Viridiplantae, Streptophyta, Magnoliopsida, Poales, Poaceae. The record is from RefSeq and is a predicted model, not a curated record.